CGGCGCGGGGCUGCUGCAGGCGGAGAGGCGCGGAGCAGCGCGGAUCCGCCGCACGGCCGCCCGGAGGUGAGGUCCAGAGAAGAGGCCCUGUGAACUCAGAGCCAAAUGGCAGCUGCCUUCAAGCUGGGAGCAGAGGCCUCAGAGUGAAACCUGCACGUUGGCAUCUUAGUCUUGAACUUCUCAGCCUCCAGAACUAUUCCUAAGACUCCAGGGCCUUCACGCUGUGACUCGUCAGGCGGUUCCUGAAACGACCGGGAGAGCGGACGCUUUGCGCACCCGCUGAACAGCGUAUGUCUGUGUACGUUCAAAACCUCUCCAUGCACACACACUCAUUCACGGAGACAGGCUCGUUCCGGUGCACACCUGAAGCGUUUCACAACUAAUGAGAGUUAAUUUGGGAAUCAGAUGGAGCAACUUGACACCUCCGGGCUCAGGAGCCCGGGGAGAAAAACACAUCAGUGAUGGCCAGUUUUCCAUGUGGUCUUCACGGGUAAAGAAAGUUUCAAAAAGAAGGAAAAAAAAAAACUUGCGCAGAUCAAGCCACAGAAAUACCUCUCCAGUUUAAAGCAGGAGCUAAGUGAGACGGUGACGAAGAGAGGAGAGUGAGUUCACGCAGUGCAGGGGGGACCAGGCCUUGGUUUCCGCGCUUUAUUUUUCCGUGGACCUGGUGACUCGGACGGGCUUGACAGUCCUGGGCUGACAGGCGACCGUUACCGGAAGGAUGUGACCGGAGGAGAGGCGGUUCAGGUUUGACGGGACAAGCCAGAGCAGGGACCCGGUUCCUUUGCCCUCUUCAGUUGACUGUGUCCGCGAAAUUUUAAUUUAUUAUUUCCCUUUUUUUUUCCUGUGUAGGAUAAUAUCUUAGGUAGCAGUGGAAACCAAUAAUUACAAAAUAUCAAGGAACGUCCAGGCAAAGCUUCUUUUCCCUGUUCUGUCCGUGUGGACUUUGGAAACAUUCUCUGAAUGUGAACUGGAAAGGGCCCGUCCGCAGAACGUGGGGAAGAACCCAACCUGUGCUGCUGUGUUUCCGUUUGCAGGGACUCCCUUUUCCGCGGAGUCCAGGAGGACCUGCAUAUGUGAGGGGAGGAUUACGCGGUGGACUUAAGUCUGAGUUUAGUUUUUAUUUCCUUCGCGAUGAAAAAGGACGUGGUGUCUAGAAGCAGAAAGGGGAGAAGUUAGACUGGGGAAGGGAGGAAGGAGGAGACGGACGACACCCUGCAGCGCGGCUUCACCUGAGGCAAACGCCUGGACCGUUGUCAGGGCUUUGGGACAUUCUAGCUCUGCGGAGUGAAGGGCCUUCCCCGCUCUCCACCCCCAUGGCACGGAGGGCCGCGUGGGCCUGCGGAGCGGCGGUCAGAUAGAGCCCAGCGCCCCCUGGGACACGGCGACCCGCCGGGAGGCCUGGCUGUGCCCCGAGGUGGGGCGUUUGGGGUUCUGAAGAGUGGGAAAGGCGUCUUCUCUUCCUAAGCGUGGAUUGCCGCCCGCACAAACUCUGGUGGUUUUGCACGGGUUGUGUGCCUUUUUCCCCCCUUUAUGCAAUCUUUCUCAGCUUUAGCAGCAGCAGAGAUUUGUUGAGAAAAGCAUGCCAGAGGAUGGCGUUAGAGAGAGGAUGACCCCGUGUUCUGUGUCUGCAUCUGAACUUUUGAAGACAAAAUUCCAGCUCGAGGGAUUCUUAAAGCCUUAAGUUACUUGAAAUCUAUGUAUUUGCAACCCUUGGUCUCUGGAAUCACGUUACACUAAACUGGAAUCUCAGGCUGAAGGAGCAUAACCAAGUCGAGGGGAAGGAAGAAAACUCGGUUUCUCGAUCACCACAUACUGACAAGGCUCUCUCUCCAGAGGGUCAGCCCACUGUUCCUCUAAGGACUUGAAACUGAGAGGGGACCCCGCGUUUUUUUAAGCAUCACCUUUUCUUACCAGACUGCCAUCAUCUUUUAUAGAGGAAUUUUUUCACUAUGCAUUUGGUGGAUCUUUAUAAAUUACUGACCUUCUAAUUAGAUCCAGGUCAAUCUUAAUUAACGGGGGUCAGGGAAAACAACGCAAGCCAACCACAAAAAUAGAAUAAAUCAAUGAAAGGAAUUGAUUGACAUUUUUGGGGCAUCCAGCAUUACUUUUUGAGGAAAACAGUUCACUGGAAAAAAGUAUGUACGCAGCGGUGGAGCAGGGGCCAGUCCUUUGCAGCGACUCCAAUAUCCUCUGCCUGUCUUGGAAGGGGCGCGUCCCCAAGAGCGAGAAGGAAAAACCUGUGUGCCGGAGGCGCUACUACGAGGAGGGCUGGCUGGCCACGGGAAACGGCCGGGGCGUCGUGGGCGUGACCUUCACCUCCAGCCACUGCCGCCGGGACAGGAACACCCCACAGAGAAUUAACUUCAACCUGCGGGGCCACAACAGCGAGGUGGUGCUGGUGAGGUGGAACGAGCCAUACCAGAAGCUGGCCACGUGUGACGCGGACGGAGGGAUAUUUGUGUGGAUUCAGUACGAAGGAAGGUGGUCUGUGGAACUGGUCAAUGACCGAGGGGCUCAGGUGAGUGAUUUCACCUGGAGCCACGAUGGGACUCAGGCACUUAUUUCAUAUCGAGAUGGAUUUGUCCUGGUCGGCUCUGUCAGUGGACAGAGACACUGGUCAUCUGAGAUCAACUUGGAAAGUCAGAUCACAUGUGGCAUAUGGACUCCUGAUGACCAACAGGUGCUUUUUGGCACGGCCGACGGGCAGGUGAUCGUCAUGGACUGCCACGGCCGGAUGCUGGCCCACGUCCUCCUGCACGAGUCCGACGGCAUCCUGGGCAUGUCCUGGAACUACCCAGCCUUCCUGGUGGAGGACAGCAGCGAGAGUGACACGGAUUCCGACGACUACUCCCCUCCCCAAGAUGGCCCAGCCGCAUAUCCGAUCCCGGUGCAGAACAUCAAACCUCUGCUCACCGUCAGCUUCACCUCGGGGGACAUCAGCUUGAUGAACAACUACGACGACUUGUCUCCUGCCGUCAUCCACUCAGGACUGAAAGAGGUGGUGGCCCAGUGGUGCACGCAGGGAGACCUCCUGGCCGUCGCUGGCAUGGAGUGGCAAACCCAGCUCGGGGACCUUCCCAACGGCCCUCUCCUGAAGAGCGCCAUGGUCAAGUUCUACAACGUCCGCGGGGAGCACAUCUUCACGCUGGACACCCUCGUGCAACGCCCCAUCAUCUCCAUCUGCUGGGGCCACCGGGACUCCAGGCUGCUGAUGGCGUCGGGACCGGCCCUGUACGUGGUGCGCGUGGAGCACCGGGUGUCCAGCCUGCAGCUGUUGUGCCAGCAGGCCAUUGCCAGCGCCCUGCGAGAAGACAAAGAUGUCAGCAAGCUGGCUCUGCCCCCCCGCCUCUGCUCCUACCUCUCCACUGCCUUCAUCCCCACUAUCAAGCCCCCGAUCCCAGACCCCAACAACAUGCGAGACUUCGUCAGCUACCCUUCGGCCGGCAACGAGCGUCUGCACUGCACCAUGAAGCGCACGGAGGACGACCCGGAGGUGGGCGGCCCAUGCUACACCCUCUACCUGGAGUACCUGGGUGGGCUUGUGCCUAUCCUCAAGGGGCGGCGCAUCAGCAAGCUGCGGCCAGAGUUUGUCAUCAUGGACCCCCGGACGGAUAGCAAAGCAGAUGAACUCUACGGGAGCAGCCUGAUGUCUGCCGUGGCCGACAGCUGCAACUGCUCGGACUCCAGCGACGUCGAGCUGAGCGAUGACUGGGCCGCCAAGAAGUCUCCGAAAAUCUCCCAAGCGAGCAAGUCGCCCAAACUCCCACGGAUCAACAUCGAAGCCCGGAAGUCCCCCAAGCUGUCCCGGGCCGCCCAGGAGAUGUCCAGGUCCCCGCGGCUGCCCAUUCGCAAGCCCUCCGUCAGCUCCCCCGGCCUCACACGAAGAGAGUUCCCCUUUGAGGACAUCGCUCAGCACAACUAUCUUGCUCAGGUUACGUCUAAUAUCUGGGGAACCAAAUUUAAGAUCGUGGGCCUGGCUCCUUUCCUGCCGACCAACCUUGGUGCAGUGAUCUACAAAACCAGCCUCCUGCACCUCCAGCCACGGCAGAUGACCAUUUAUCUCCCAGAGGUUCGGAAGGUUUCCAUGGACUUCGUGAACUUGCCUGUCUUCAACCCGAAUGUGUUCAGCGAAGAUGAAGAUGACUUACCAGUGACGGGAGCGUCCGGCGUGCCCGAGAACAACCCGCCCUGUACCGUGAACAUCCCUAUCGCGCCCAUCCACAGCUCCGCGCAGGCCAUGUCCCCCACGCAGAGCAUCGGCCUGGUGCAGUCCCUGCUGGCCAAUCAGAACGUGCAGCUGGACGUCCUGACCAACCAGACCACCACUGUGGGCGCCGCUGAGCACGGAAGUGAGAAUGCUAACCAGUACCCGGUCUCCAACCGCUACUCCAGCCCCGGGCAGGUGAUCUUCGGCGGAGUGGAGAUGAGCCGUAUGAUCCCAAGCGCCCCCCAGCUGCCCCUGCCGCCACCCAUGCAGGGGGCGGUCCCGCUGUCAGUGGUGGAGCUGGGAGACCGUGAGCACGAGCACCUGCAGAAGCCAGCCAAGGCGCUGCGGCCCACGCAGCUGACCGCCGAGGGGGAUGCCGUGGUAUUCGGCGCCCCCCAGGAGGUCCAGGUGGCCAAGCUGAACCCCCCACCGCCCUACCCGGGAACCAUCCCCGCUGCCCCCACCACGGCAGCGCCGCCGCCCCCGCAGCCCCCUGUGGACGUGUGCUUGAAGAAGGGCGACUUCCCGCUGUACCCCGCCGCGGUGCAUUACCAGCCGCCCCUGGGCUACGAGAGGAUCACCACCUUCGACAGCAGCGGCAACGUGGAGGAGGUGUGCCGGCCCCGGACGCGGGUGCUGUGCUCGCAGAACACCUACACGCUCCCCGGCCCCGGCAGCUCGGCCACCCUGAGGCUCACCGCCACCGAGAAGAAGGUGCCCCAGCCCUGCGCCAGUGCCACCCUGAACCGUCUGACGGUCCCGCGUUACUCCAUCCCCGCCGGAGACCCGCCCCCGUAUCCUGACCUGGCUGGCCCGCUUGUCGCGGGCCGGGUGGCGGCGGCACAGCGGCUGGACGGCGGCCUCAUCCACGCCACGCUGCGCAGGAAUAACCGCGACGUGGUGCUCAGGGCCGCGGCUCCGGCUGAGUCCCUGCGGGCCCUGCCGCAGCACCUGCCCUUGCAGCACCCGGCCAAGCCCAAGGGCACGGCGCAGUUCCCCGCGCGACCCCAGGCCGCCCUCUACACCUGCAGCCAGUGCAGCAGCGGGGGUGCGGCGGGGCGGCCCGAGCAGGGCCCGGGGGCUGCGCACGCAGCCGGCACCUCCCCGCUGGCCUCACAGUCGCAGUCCUCCUACAGCCUCCUGAGCCCACCCGACGGCACCCGCGAGCGCACCGACUACGUCAACUCGGCCUUCACCGAGGACGAGGCGCUCGCCCACCACCUGCCGGCUGAGAAGCCCCCGAGGCACCCUGUGCUGCCCGACGCCGCCGUGGCUGUGAAACGGCCACCCCCUUACCACUGGGACACUGUGCUGGGGGAGGACGUCUGGGUGCCUCAGGGAAGGACAGGACAGUCUGGAGUGUCCAACCUGCUGAAACUGUCCCCUCUGGUGGUAGGUCAGAGCCAGCACCUGGAUGUGUCCCGAGUGCCCUUUGUCUCCCCCAAGUCUCCCACCAGCCCUACUGCCACUUUCCAGACAGGCUAUGGGGUGGGGGUGCCGUAUCCGGGAAGCUACACCAGCCCUCCUUUGCCAGGAGUGCAGGCCCCCUGCUCCCCGAAAGGCACCCUGUCUCCAGCACAGUUUGUGCAGCAGGAGCCCGCGAUGGUCCUGCAGCCGGCCUACCCGCCCAGCCUGGCCUACUGCACCUUGCCGCCCAUGUACCCUGGAAGCAGCGCGUGCUCGAGUUUACAGCUGCCGUCCGUCGCCUUGCACCCCUGGAGUUCCUACAGCGCGUGCCCGCCCGUGCAGAACCCCCAGGGCACUCUCCCCGCCAAGGCACACCUGCUUGCGGAGAAGCCCCUCGUGUCCCCACCGUCCUCUGACCUCCAGAGCCACCUGGGGGCAGAGGUGAUGGUGGAGACCACUGACAACUUCCAGGAGGUCCUCUCCCUGACGGAAAGCCCGGUUCCCCAGCGGACGGAGAAGUUCGGAAAGAAGAACCGGAAGCGCCUGGACAGCCGGGCGGAGGAAGGAAACGUGCAGGCCAUCACUGAGGGCAAGGGGAAGAAGGAGGCUCGGACUCUGAGUGACUUCAACUCCCUGAUCUCCAGCCCCCGCCUGGGGAGAGAGAAGAAGAAGGUGAAGAGUCAGAAGGACCAGCUGAAGUCGAAGAAGCUGAACAAGACGAACGAGUUCCAGGACAGCUCGGAGAGCGAGCCCGAGCUGUUCAUCAGUGGGGACGAGCUCAUGAACCAGAGCCAGGGCAGCAAGAAGGGCUGGAAGAGCAAGAGGAGCCUGCGGGCGGCCAGCGAGCUGGAGGAGUUCAAGUGCCGCAAGGCCAGUGAGCGCGAGGACGGGCGGCUGGGCAGCCAGGGCUUCGUGUACGUCAUGGCCAACAAGCAGCCCCUCUGGAACGAAGCCACCCAGGUGUACCAGCUGGACUUUGGCGGGCGCGUGACCCAAGAGUCGGCCAAGAACUUCCAGAUCGAGCUGGAGGGGCGGCAGGUGAUGCAGUUUGGAAGGAUCGACGGCAACGCGUACAUCCUGGACUUCCAGUACCCCUUCUCGGCCGUGCAGGCCUUCGCGGUGGCCCUGGCCAACGUGACUCAGCGCCUCAAGUGAAGACACGGCUCCCGGGGCAGCCAGAGGCAGAGGACCCUUUUCGGAGAGGUCCGGUCUGGAUGCUGGAGGAGCCGCAUGGGGCGCGGGUGCUGGGGGGGGGUGGGGACCAGAAGACGAGAGCCAACUGGAAAAGUCCGUCAGGCCCAGGGGAGGGCGCUGACCUUUAGCAUUGUCAUUUCUUUAGGCUUUUAUUAUUCCUUUUUGUCUUUCUUCUUUCUUUUUAAUCAAGCAAAACAGAAUACAGGAGUGUGGUGUGUAGAAGCAGAGGGCCAGGCACCUGGUGUCCUUUUAGAAAUGUGAUUGCUCGUGGUCACGCCCCACCGGGUUAGCUUAUGCCAGCUGCGGGCCAGGGGCCCCGGCCCCUGAGGAGGACAGACUGCCUUGUGUAGCCUGCUGUUCUUUCAGACGCAAGGAGUGUGCGUUCUUUUUAUUCUCUGCAACAUCCCUAGUGUAAAAACAAAAAAACAAAACAAAACAAAAAAAAACUUUUUUAAAAAAAACACAACCAAAAAUU
Molecule: messenger RNA, 7286 nt
Organism: Phyllostomus hastatus (greater spear-nosed bat)
Lineage: Eukaryota; Metazoa; Chordata; Mammalia; Chiroptera; Phyllostomidae
Gene: TULP4
Product: TUB like protein 4
Exons: 16
Coding region: 2141-6772 (1543 amino acids)
Molecular function (GO): protein binding
Source: RefSeq, a predicted model, not a curated record